This is a messenger RNA of Pantherophis guttatus, 3118 nucleotides long. The record is from RefSeq and is a predicted model, not a curated record. NCBI's taxonomy places the organism in Eukaryota, Metazoa, Chordata, Lepidosauria, Squamata, Colubridae.
CGGGUUUGACUGCUUCGCCUAUGUCGGUGCUUCAUGGCCGCUGGAGGUUUCUUUGCCGCGGCCAAUUGGUGGGAUUCCUGAGCUCCUUUGCCCAGGGCUUUUUCGGCAGGAGCGUGCCCUCAGCGACUUCCAAUGGCUGGAACUUCGGCACCCUUGAAAGUGUGCAUCGUGGGGUCGGGAAACUGGGGAUCUGCUGUGGCUAAAAUAAUAGGCAACAAUGUAAAAACAAUGCAGAAGUUUGCUUCUACGGUGAAAAUGUGGGUUUUUGAAGAAACUAUUAAUGGGAGGAAACUUACAGAUAUCAUAAAUAAUGACCAUGAGAAUGUGAAAUAUCUUCCUGGAUAUAAACUACCAGAAAAUGUGGUUGCAGUCCCAAAUCUGACUGAAGCUGUGAAAGAUGCAAACUUGUUGGUUUUUGUCAUUCCCCACCAGUUCAUUUAUAAAAUCUGUGAUGCAAUUACUGGGCAUUUAACAAAGCAAGCUGUUGGUAUAACUCUUAUUAAGGGUAUAGAUGAAGGCCCUGAAGGACUCAGACUCAUCUCUGAUGUAAUUCGGGCAAAAAUGGGGAUAGAUAUCAGUGUGUUGAUGGGAGCAAACAUUGCCAAUGAAGUAGCUGCAGAGAAAUUCUGUGAAACCACAAUAGGGUGCAAAAUCUUGGAAAAUGGCCUCCUUUUCAAAGAACUUCUACAGACUCCAAACUUCAGAAUAACUGUUGUGGAUGAUGCUGAUACAGUUGAGAUUUGUGGUGCUCUUAAGAACAUAGUGGCAGUAGGAGCUGGCUUCUGUGAUGGUCUUCGCUGUGGAGAUAAUACCAAAGCAGCUGUCAUUAGGCUUGGAUUAAUGGAAAUGAUAGCUUUUGCCAAAAUCUUCUGCAAGGGGCAGGUCUCAAUUGGUACUUUCCUGGAGAGCUGUGGGGUUGCGGAUUUAAUCACAACCUGUUACGGUGGCCGAAAUCGGAGAGUGGCUGAAGCAUUUGUUAAAACAGGAAAGAGUAUUGAAGAACUGGAGCAAGAGAUGCUGAAUGGGCAGAAACUUCAAGGACCACAGACUUCUGCAGAAGUGUAUCGCAUUCUUCAGCAGAAAGGUUUGGUGGAAAAGUUUCCACUAUUUACUGCUGUUUAUAAAAUCUGCUAUGAAGAAAAGCCUGUCCAAGAAAUGAUCUCCUGCCUCCAAAGCCAUCCAGAGCAUAUAUAAAGCACUUUAUAUUGUCACAUUUCCUGCCUUUUCAUACUCAUUCAUGAGUUCAAAUUAAUGUCAUUGGCUUGCCUACUCCAUGAAGAAAUUGCAGAAAUACAUGUGUCUAUGGAUUUCUCUAAAUUAUGUAUUAUACAACUCCUAGAAUACUAGCUGUUAUUUUUAGUGGCUAAGAUUUAGUUGGCUUUCAAAUAUACUGUGCAGAACUAGCACACUCCUCAAACUUCCUAAUCCUCUUUCCCUAUUUGAAAUGCUUGAUGUUCUUUUAAGCAUAAUUCUAAUGCUUCCUUUUCAAGCAGGGAUUCAUCUAGACUUCCCAAUGAUUCAAGGGGAAGAUGCAAUUAGGGCAGAAAUAACGUACUACAGUACUCCAAAACUUUAUUGGACUAAAGAUCCUAUCAGUGUGCAUUAAUAGCAUCAAGGAGAGCUUUAAUUGUUGAUUUCUGGAGCCCUAUAAAUUGAGCACAUCAUAUCAAUAUUACCUAGAAACUGUUUGCUAAACUAUCGUAAGCUUCAAGAACGUGCAUUCAAUUUUUUUCAAGUCAGAUUUGCACAUCUUGUAUGGCACAGAUUGCCAUUUACUGAGAAUUACUUUGGUAUCAUUUAAUUAGUGGGAAGUGGCUUUAAGAUUUUUAAAACUUAGAUUUUAAAAAUAACUUAUUCUUAAAAGUAAUUUAAAGAAAUGAAGAUUUUUCAAAUGUACUUUUAAAAUGAUUGUGGCCUCUUUUUUUAAAAAAAAAAUACUGCCUUGCCAAUCCAAUAAAUGUAUGGAAGUACAGUUCCUAAGGACUCCCGCUCUAUCAGGAUGUGAUGGGAAUUGUAGUCCUAAGUGAUAAGAUUGCUGUUUAAAGCAAAAAUUUGCCCUCCCAAUAUUUAUCUCUUCUCUAAUUCAGCUUUCUCCAUUUUCUCUGCCUAAACUAAGAAUUUAAGGUAACAAAUCAAAACUUUUUGAUCUAGCUGUGAUGUUUUAACAUCACACAUUUUUAAGCAAAGCAUAAUCCGGUGGAUUUAUAUAUGCAGCUCCAAAGCUGCUCUUAUCCUAGCUGAAUAAUAUUAAGGUGAUGAUAUAGGCAUAUGCAUGAAGAUGAAGCAUAGCUGUGUGAAAGUUUUUCCAUAAUAUGUUACCAAGACUGCAACCCAUUAUCACUCAGGUUGGCCUGCUGCCCAGAAGUUCUUUCAGGUGACAUUUAACAAGUAAUCUGCUGUCAUGCUCUGAUGUGUCAAAACUGUGAAGCUCAAUUGAGUUUGGUAUAGAAUCUUUGUUUCCUCAGCAUAUUGUUUGUCCAUUUGUGGGAUUAAAUUAGAAAGAGCCAAAGAGUAAGGUUCUGACAUGGGUGUACAGCUUUUUCACUGAACUAACAACUGCAUGUGUGCUUUGUGUUUACACUAUCCAGCAGUCCAGUGCUUGAGACACAGAAUCAACAUAUACCAGCCUUUAACCACCUGGAGAGUGACAAACCAGUAAAAACCUGAAAAGCGUGGUCUCCACACAUUUGAAUUCUACCCACUUGGGAAGGCUAGUGCAGAUAACUUAAGAGGAGUUGUUCUGAUUAUAUCCAAAGUGAAUAUACUACAAAACAUAACUAUUUUAGCUGUUUUUAUUUUGGUGCCUUUUUUUUGUUUCUGUUCCAAUUAUUUUUUGAGUUGCCUUUGGAAAUCCAUUUAGCAGGAGCCCAUUUGUUAGGUAUGAAUGUUUAGAAUGGGAAUAAGAUAUUUUUUUUAAAAAAAAUGACAAAAAUCAUGUUGGUUAAGUAAAUAAUAGUCUGAUUAACAAACUAUGUAAAGCUAUCCUCUCAAUUGCUGCCUUCACAUCUGUGGAAUUACUGCAUCUGUCAUUUGUGACCAAUAUGGGUAGUCCAGUACUUCUGGAAGGCAUUUGAUUGGGGAAAGCUGACCUAACGUAUAUGAAAUUAAUUGUGUGUGA